Molecule: messenger RNA, 1347 nt
Organism: Plectropomus leopardus (leopard coralgrouper)
Lineage: Eukaryota; Metazoa; Chordata; Actinopteri; Perciformes; Serranidae
Source: RefSeq, a predicted model, not a curated record
UCAUUGAACUUUGUCCUCAGAGAAUGCCUCCAUGCCCACAAUUUAUCACAGACAAAAACACUUCAAGUACGACGGUCAACUAACCUGUUUUUGUGCCAAGCAAGUACACUUAAAGCUCAGGCAAGAGGCAGCCGAGACGCCCUCAUUUGCUGUUAUUUCCGUAUUCUCCUAUUAAUGAGGUCGAAUGAAUGGCUUCUAGUCUCAUUUUUGUCCAGACAGAUUGCCUUCCCUCCGCUCUACCUUGAUGUACCUUGAUGUACCUUGAUGUACGGUAAUUCAUCUCAAGUGGCCGGUGGAAAUGAAAUUGGGUCUCAAGAAGACACAGAAAUAUGACUGUAAUGGAAAAAGCCUCCCACUCAAGGCUCUGUUACUGUCUGCUUCAGUACAUCCUGAUUCCCUGGCUCCAGGUGUGCUGCUGUAAUAGAUUUUUUUUUUUUACCCAAGAGGAACUGAGCCCACUCAAGGCUAUCAUCGACUCUCGAGCCAAAAAACACCAUAUUAACCGCUGUCUCCUCUAUCCCCUGUCGAUAUUACAUAUGGUCCGUGCAGUUUACACACGUGUUUGUGUGGACGUGACUGUGUUUAAACCUGUGUGUUUACAGGUGCUGCUGUGUUUCUCUCGAGAUACCGCCGUCUUGGAUCACUUCAAGUACAACAGUGCCACUCCUCCCAAAUCCUUCAUCCAGGGGAAGGGAGGAGAUGAGGAGUGUGCCGUUGUUUAUCCUCCCAACGGUGUCAUUCCUUUUCAUGGGUUUUCAAUGUACGUGGCGCCUUUGUGUUUCUUGUACAACGAGCCAUCCAAGCUGUACAGCGUUUUCAGGGAAAUGUACGUCCGCUACUUCUUCAGGUUACACUCCAUCUCCUCCUCUCCCUCGGGCAUCGUGUCUUUGUGCCUGCAGUUUGAGCGGCUGCUCCAGACCUACCUGCCUCAGCUCUUCUACCACCUUCGACAGAUCGGGGCGCAGCCGUUGCGUAUUGCCUUCAAGUGGAUGGUGCGGGCCUUUUCUGGUUAUCUGUCCACCGACCAGCUGCUUCUUCUCUGGGACCGAAUCCUGGGAUACGAUUCACUGGAGGUGGUGGCAGUCCUCGCAGCCGCUGUGUUUGCCUUCCGCGCCGAGAACCUGAUGGAAGUGACGUCACUGGCCUCCGCUGAGGUAUGUCCGUCUCACAUACGACUCGUGUACGUGUGUGUGUUUGAAAUCUCUCCCUGUCCCCCACAUACUCCUGGAUGGCCGUAAAUAGCCGUUGAUGAGCAGCCAGUACCAGUAACCCAGUCUUCUGCAUGCGCAUGUCUGAAAAAAAUGGCUGGAUAGACACUUAAGAACCCAGUUACCCCUCCCUGCGCAC